Porites evermanni is the source of this 10902-nucleotide messenger RNA. The record is from the annotation of a GenBank genome assembly. NCBI's taxonomy places the organism in Eukaryota, Metazoa, Cnidaria, Anthozoa, Scleractinia, Poritidae.
UUAAUACACAAGAUGGCGGCAGAAGCAUCCUCUGUGGUGACAUCGAAAGCUCCAGCAACUCCGUGUUUUCGUGCAUCGUAUCCGAAGGAAAUGUUUUCGGCACUUUGUAUUUUUAGAAUCCAGAGGUAACAUGCAUGAUAAUGUUUCACGUUAUGUGGCGAAAGUCUUUGUAAAGGUCAUCAUUCUUAGACAUCCAAGGUCGUUCGCGGUCCCUUUGCUUUCCUCCCUCUCCCGUCGAGAGACGGAGGAAAGCGAAGGGACCGCGAACGACCUCGGACGUCUGAGAAUCGGGCUACAUCUACUGCAGCAUAUAAUAUAUGCUGCAGUAGAUUUAGCCUGAUUCUCUCUUGGGUAUAUUAUACCCAACUUUCGUCGAAACCCUGGAUAUGAGGAUUUCUCAUGUCACGCUUUCUCUUUUUCCCUGUGAUGUUCCCAAUGUUGAGAUUCGCGUUUUUACAAAUGGGUCAAUACUUGGAUCAAUAUGAUAUCGGGGGGAUUGUAAUGUGUGAAAUUUCAACACAUGUGACGAAUAUAUAUGAUAAUAAUUAUUAUUUUAUUGUAGCUUUCAUUUCCUACAAUCAUGUUAUUAAUAGUGCUCGCAUUUGUGACUAUCAAAACCGAAACACUUUACUCAGAGGUCGAGUGACAGGAAGCUGUAUAUACAUGUAACAGAACCCUUUUUCAGCUCGCAAAUAGUCGUGGGACAGUCCGAUUUCCUGGUCGAUGCAUGUUAGUAGGCACUAUUCUCGAUGGUGAUUAUGUUUGAUAAAUUCUUAAUGCUAUUGUGACCACUCCUCUUCACAUAGCAUUGAAUCUGAUACGACACUUGGAGUCAUGAGAGAUUUGAUGCUGAUCAUUUUUUAAAUUUAGAGCUUAAAUGGUAUUAAAAUAAUACCAUUUGUGACCUUACACUGAAAUAACGUACGCUAAUGGCUUUCCGUUUUCAAACGGCUUUCCGUUUACAAUACGUUUGUCAACAGUUCAAAUGGCUUGGUCGCCGUUUAUAAGAAACAUCAGCCCAUUAGAACAGCUUCGUCACCCAUUCAUUGGAAACAUCAGUCCCUUCAAACAACUUAGUUACCCCUUUAUUAGAAACAUCAAACAGUUCGAAUGACUUUGUCAUCCGUUUGUUGAAGACAUCAGGCCAUUUGAAUGACUUGAUUGCUUGUUCGUUGAAGACAUCAGGCUGUUUGAACAGCUUGGUCAUUCGUAUUGUAGCAUCCCUUUGAAUUUUCUGUUGAAUGACAUGGGAGACAAGUCGCGCUAUCCGUUCAAAAAAUUUCACUUGUUUGAGCGGUCAUUUAAUUCAAUGUUUUCAAGAUUUGUUCGACUUUAUUUGCACAAGUUUAUCGGCUUUGAACUCUUAUUUUGCCCUUACUGAAAUAAUGUGCAAACACAAGCAAUCAUGCAGUGGAUUUUUUUUUUCAGAUAUAGCAGACUGUGAGCUUUUCUGCAUCAACGAUCCCUUAUCAGACAAAAAAUCUAAGCUAAAGAUAUCCUAUAUGAUAUCUAGAGGAUACAAGUAGAACAUCCUGUAUGUAAACAAAACAUUUCAAAAGAAACCUGAACACUUUUGCUCUCUGCAUUUUUAAAUUACAAAUGAAACAUUUUUUGCCAAUGACUUGUUCUACAUACAUGUAAAAAAUACAGAGAAUCAAUUAAAGAAGCCCGUGUGUCAUUCGCUCUCUUCUCAUUCAAGUGGAUAGUAUUGUGUUACCUAAUAAUAAUAAUAAUAAUAGUAGUUUAUUGAUAUCCCUCUCGCAGCCUAAAGGCUGAAUUACAAGGAAGGUCAGUGACACUAACAGAAGACAAUACAAUACAAAAACAAUCAAAUAGAUAAUUAUGUAAAUAUGAUUGAAAGCACUACAUAACAGAGAAAAAAUAACAAGCACAAGAUUACAACUGGUCUUGAAACUUAAUGGUGCAGAAAUCUGCGAAUCGCUUUGUCUUGGGGACAAGGCGCACCGGAACACAUUCGCCUGAAUGGAGGCAGUAUGGCCUGUCAAUUGACACACAAGGAAUUAACGGCUUGAGUACUGGAGACAACAGGCAGUCACGCUUGAUAAAAUUAAUGCAAGCUUCCUCCCUUCUCUGGGAAAGGGCAGUGAUGCCAGGUUGAAUUAGAGCGUCGUCAUAGUGACAGUUGGACAAAACGAUGCGUGGGGCCCUUUUUUCUACAGAUUCUAUAACGUCAUCUAAAUACUUUGGCAGGGCUGCCCAAACAGGGCAGGCGUAUUCAAGUACAGAUCUUACAAUGAUACGGUACACUUGCACUAGCUGUGUGAUAGUGAGGCCACUUUUUUUAAGCGCGCGCAAUGCGUACAAACGCUUGAUGUAACUCAGGUUUGCUUUAUGCAAAUUAAUUUUUGGUAAGACGUACUGUAAUCUGAGAAUUGCAACUAGAAAUAGAAUCGUGCAUGGAAGAAUUUUCUUACUGCAUUGAAGUUGCUGUCAAAAGAAAACAAGCCAACAGGCAAAAUUCAAAGCUGCCAUGUUUUUGUGCAACUUCAAAUAAUACCGGUAAAUGAAGCGGAUGUCACGCACAACACAGUAAAGAUAAACAAAUGGCAACUUUCCUUUAAAUUCGAGUUUUGCUUCAGUAGAAUGUAGUACAAAGUGCUGCUUAUCAAAAUUUAACUGCUUUCUUGUUUUAGAACAGCUUUUAUCAUAACCUAAAUUGGACCAGAUUAAUUUGUCCAUUCCUUCAGAAUGAUAACAUGACACCAUGGUUCUUCAUGAGCCGUUCACAAUUGAUUGGAAAUCCAUUCACCCAUGUAUGUCAACCCGUUCAAACGGGUGAGUAAGCCAUUCAACUGUUCAUGCUAGCCAUUGGGAAUACUUCAUAAACUGUUCAGCUGUUUGAAGAACCCAUUUGAAUGGGUGAGUGAGCCAUUUUCAACCCGUUCAGAAGCCAUGCAUUUUAUCUGUUUAAUGGAAAGCCAUUAGUCUACAUUUUCCCUUGGAAGAUCACAUUUUGUAACUUUGAAAGUUAUCUUCAUAUUAAUCAAAUUUGUAAUCAAAUGCAGUGUUAUUUUUGCUUUCUCUCAUUUAUUAUUUUUUUUGUUAAUUUGCAAAGGGAUAUUACAAACAUGUACAAGGAACCCCCACCUGGGCUUCAUAUUGCUGCCGAUGAAGAUGACAUUACAAAGGUUUGUUCUCAAAUAAAAAUAAGGGAGGGGGAUAAAUGAAAGAGAAGAUGAUGAUAAUGGUUUGGGGGGAUUAUUUGAGGGAGGGGAUAAAUCGAGGGAUGGCUAUCAUUCAAGGAAAUAAUAUGGUAAUGAUAAUUCUUACACUGUCCUUGAUUGUUAGUCAUACUGUAGUCAUUUUAAGUACCUUCCAAAUAAAUGUUAGUGAGGAUCAGCACACCUCCUGCUCCUUUGCUGGCUUUAAGGCAAGUCUCUCUCUUAAUUUUUUUUUUCUCACCUGGACUUUUUUUAGUGAGCUUAACAUGACAAAUCGUAAUAAGAACCUCGUGAUAUAUUCUUUUAUGUCUUUUAGGUUCAUGCACUAGUUGUUGGACCACGUGGCACACCAUAUGAGGGUGGAUUCUUUUACUUUCUGAUCCUUUUUACCCCUGAUUACCCAAUAAAACCUCCAAAGGUCAAACUAAUGACUACUGGUGGGGGUAGGGUCAGGUUCAACCCCAAUCUUUAUGCAAAUGGCACGGUUUGCCUAAGCAUUUUAGGGUAAGUAGCCAAUGUACUGUUUGUGUAAAAAGGUACAUGUAAAAAUGUAAAUUAGCUACAGUCCCAAUAUUUUUUAUAGGUAAGAGGUUGAGAAUCAAAUUAUUCAAAACUUCUCACAAAGAAGGUCACAUAUAUGUGCAAGUACUAGGUUCAAUUACCAGUCGCUGUUCAGGAAAUAAAUCGAUGCUCCUCCACCCCACAGAUGGCUGGAUGCAUGCCUUUUCUAUUGUUGAUUUUUGCCUGUCAGAUUAUUUGGGCAGGCAGCAUAGAUCCCUAGAACAGAUUUCAAUCAGCGGAUGGAAAUUGUAAGUUAAGGCUUUCUUUGAUGUGGCAUGCGGGUAAGUUUUGGAACCUUUCUAAGCUAAAAAAGCUGAAACAAUGACCUACAACAAAAAGGGUUAGAGGAUCUAGUAAAAUUAAUGCUGAGCAAACAUAUCUGGAUUGUCAAUAAUUAUUUUCCAGUCUGUACCGAUGGUUGUUGACAGCCAUCGUGAAAGAGACAAUAAUUAUUCAAGUCCAUUUUUGUUGUUAUUUCACCCUUAAUUUCACUAAUGCAAAAUCAACAGAAAUACCUUACGUUGUAAAUCAGUAGGCCUGGCGGCUGAGUUUAUUGAAAAAGAUCAAAGCGACAAAGGAACAAAAUGAGAACAUGACUACAUGUAUGUCAAACUCUCUCGUCUCCAGGAGGAUUGAGAGAGCUGCAAAAAUUUAGCCUAGCCACACACUAAUUAACUGGGCAUAAACCGACUGUGCUAAUUUUUGCCCUUUAGAUCCUACUCUUUAAAUUAAUUUUUGCUCAGUCUUUAUAGUCACAACCCGUUCAUGUAUGGGUGAGUAAUAAUGGUGUUCAGCAUACAUGCACGAGCUCACAGUAUUCACACUUGCUGUCUGUGGAGGUCCAGGAUAUGAGUUCCUCGCCUAUCACCAUUUAGAUUUGUUUCACAGGUGUUGAGAACAGCCAACUGGUUUAAUUUACCUAUUACCACUUUAUAGGGUUUUAAUUGUGCUUAUUAUUUUGUAUUUGUAUGAGUGAGGUCUUUAUACCCUUCAACCAGCUGCAAAAUUUUCUAUCAGACACUGUGAUGUACGUAAUGGGCCAAAAAUAGUGUUAACAUGUUUCAGACUUUGCAUGGUAUGGGCACCUUGACCUCGCUAUUUUUAAAGAAUGUACAUGUACUAUUUCUUUUUUGUUCCUUUAACAGAACUUGGCAUGGUCCAGCCUGGAGUCCUGCUCAGACUCUGUCAAGUCUUCUAAUCUCAAUCCAGUCUCUUAUGAAUGAGAAUCCAUAUCACAAUGAACCUGGAUAUGAAAAAAGGGUUGGUAUAUACACCUUUUGCUGUUCAUUACGAGAAAAUACGCAAUCAUUUGUGUGAAACGGCGACCAAUAGUGAGAAGAUACAUUCAUUAGCGCAAAAAUACGAACAUUUCAGGGCCGUAGCCAGGAAGAAACUACAACCGAGGCAAACACACGGUCCGUUGUACGAAAUCAGCCGUAUGAAAUCUUCUAAUAUUAUCAGUCUGAUAAAAAAAAUAAAAAUCGACAGUAUUUGGUAAAAUUUCACCGAGGCGAGUGCCUCGGUUCGCCUCAUACUGUCUACGGCGGUGCAUUUGGGCAUAAAUCAGAUUCAAAUACGAUUUUUGCAUUUUAAUCAACAUUCAAUAACACUUUUGGGCAUUCAUGUGCGUCAUUGAGCAUACAAAAGAGAAAAAUAUACUUUCAUUAACGCCAACAUCAAAGUCAUUAACACCAUCUUGAAAGUCAAUUACAAUAGGGACAACUGACAUACAUUAAAGUGCAAACACUAUUCAUUAACAUUUUUAUGACACUGUUUGCGAUUCAACAGCAUUCCUGGACAACGUUAGGAUGGAUAAGACAAACAUUAAUGCGCUUGUACAAUCAAUUGAGUGUUCUUUACAUUUAAUAUACAAAAAUCGGUUUUCAAUUAAACAACAGAAAUUCAAACAAAUUUUGCCUGAAUUUCAGUCCUUUAAAUGUAUAUCCCUCAAAAACCUCGCUAUUUAAACAUUUGGGGAGGUAGGUUUGCAUGAAAUGGUACCCUUUAGCACAUUUAGCUGCGGUCACAAUGUCAUGUUUCUGUGCAGAGCUUCAAGCACUGCAAUUGUUGUUUUCGAACUCCGCUAGUGGGGUUGCUAGGGCUUUGCCCUCAUUCCUGUUAUACAUCUGUAAAUUUCUGGACUUGAGAUGUUGGCCUUUGAUGUCGCUUCCAGACAACUUAAAUCCUUUUCAACAAUGUCGAGGGGGGAAGCAUAAACCGUGUAUUUAUGGGGCGGGAAUGGCCAAAUCUAGGUGGGCUGGAACCCCGUCAUACGCAAAGACCACCGACUUAUCGGGAUCCAUUUUUUCCUUGCCCGUGCCAGAAAGUCACCGAAAAACCGACACAGUAUUCUUUACUCCAGCAGCUGCCAAGAAAAACAUUUGAUAGGUAAUAUUGCCAUGGUCAUAGUCAAGUUUCGUCCUCAUUGACCGCACACUUUACGGUACGCCCUCCACUCCCUGUCGCGCCCCACCAUGACUUCUGGCCAUCUAAGGUAAAUGUAUAGCCGCAGCCAUCGACGAACACACAGUGGCGAAGUAUGGCGUGAUUCUUUAAACAAAUUCGGGCCAAUUUUGGGGGGGAAUUGGUAUUGUUUAAUUGAAAAUAUAUUUUUGUAUAUUAAAUGUAAAGAACGUUCAAUUGAUUGUACAAGCGCAUUAAUGUUUGUCUUAUCCAUUCUAAAGCUGCCCAGGAAUACUAUUGAAUUGCAAACAGUGUCAGAAGAGUGUAAAUGAAUAGCAUUUGCACUUAAAUGUUUGCCUAUUGUUCCUGAUGAUUAUCAAGAUAAUGUUAAUGACUCGAAUGUUGGCGUUAAUGAAAGUAUAUUUUCUCUUUGGUAUGCCCAGUGACCCAAAUGAAUACCCAAAAAUGUUAUUGAAUGUUGAUUAAAAUUAUGCAAAAAUCGUAAUUGAAUCUGAUUUAUGAGCAAAUGUUCGCUUUUUCGCGCUAAUGAAUGUAUCUUCGCGCUGUUGGUCGCCGUUUUACACAAAUGAAUGCGUAUUUUCUCGUAAUGAACAGCAAAAGGUGUAAUAUAAUCAUCAUUUUGAUCAAGACUCAGGGCUGUCACUACGAUUUUAAGUUAAUGGGUGUAAGCAAAUUAGACUUUAGGCAGAGAAUAAAAGAAGUAUAUGUAGGAAGUUCUUUUGGUUUUAUCUUCCUUUUACACUGUUUCUUAUGAAAGUAUUGGUAGUCGGGGGGCCCUACCCCCUGGCUCUAAGGGACAGCCCUGAAGACUACAUAGGGCUUAAGGGAGCUUUAUCAUUCAGUUUAGCCAGAUAGCCUGAACUGGCAAAUAUAACAUUGACCACCUGAGACACUAAAAGACCAUUUACAUGACAGUAAAUUUACAAGAAAGCUCUCAAAGUGUAUCACUGUUGUAUCAUUGUACAUAACACAGGCAACCCGAACGCUGUAUCAGCUAAUAGAAAAAAUUAGAUGUACCGCUGUAUUUAUACUGUAUUAGCUACUAAAAUAAUAAGAUGUAUUUACCUGACAGUGUGUUCCUCUGUCUUUAUGACUUGUUUUGGAAGGGAUUUGAAUCUGAUUAGACAUGGUUAACAUUGCUGGUAUCAAAUGGUUGUUUGUGUGGCGUUUCAUAAAUAGGACACGACAGUUACGUCUUAAGUUUCCAAUAUAUUGAAUUGAAACCAGAGAUCGUCUCCCAAGGAGAGUUAAUAGUUAACUUGAGACAGAACUGUUGCGUCCGAUGUGCCAGACAAACAAACAUUUUAUACCGGCAAUGUUAACCAUCUCUGGUCGGAUUCAAAUCCCUUCCAAAACGACUCAUAAAGACACAGAAAAACAGGUAAAUACAUUUUUUUUAAUUAGUUAAUACAGCUUAAAUGCAUCUAAUCAUUUUAUUAGCUUUUACAGCAUUCGGGUUCCUGUGUUUAUAAUACAGCUGUUAUUUUGUUAGUAUUACAUACAUGUUAUGGUCUGAGUGUAUAAUUAUGUGUCUUUGUAUCUCAGUUGUGGCUUGUGUGGCUUUGUGUCUCUGUAUGUGUGUUGCAGGAUGAUGGAACAAUAGACUAUGAGUUGACAGCUGGCGAUACUAGGAACCAAUCAUAAAUAAGAUGUUGGCGUCUAUGACUCAGUAGGUUUUAUAAGAUAUCCCAAAUACAAUAACUGUUUCUUCUUUUAUCAGGAAACAAGCAAAGGUGACUCCAGCCAAUAUAAUGAAGUAAUUCAGCAUGAAACUCUCCGAGUUGCAGUCUGCGAUAUGUUAGAAGGUGCACAAAAAUGUCCCCCAGUCCUCAGGUGUGUUGGAAUGUUGAUACAUGUACUGUAAUAACCGGCUCCUGGUAAUAAUUUAGAGACACUUUCAGGACUCGAAAAAAAAAGUGAAUUACCAGCUUGUUCUUUGGGCAAGCGGCUCUCACAUUUGCUUGUCUGGGGCCACUUACAUGUACUUGUCUUAUAGUUAAUGAUUUGUUAGAGGAUGGCUUGCUUGGUCUUUUGUCCAUUGGGCAAGUGAGCCCAGCAAGAAACUCCACUAGUCCUGGCCUACAGGAAAGAUGUUGACCAGCAUUGUAGCUGGCAAUGCAUUGGUUGGUGUGUUAAUAAAAUAAAGAAAGUGGUAUUUGAGUGCACUCCAUUGCAGCCUUUUUCGGGCUCUCAGGUGGUGUUUUUAGAUAGCUUUGGACGUCACGAAAACCAGCUUAGCAAAAAUAAGACUUGCUUGCUCUGGUAAAGGGGGGCAGUUAUCACGAUCCUGGCACUUCACUUUCUCGGAGUCUGGAACAGGAAAACUCCAUUGAACAAAAAGAAUCCAGAUUCAGAAUUUGGCAGUUCCAUAACCUUAGAAAUGUCUUUUUCGCGUAAAUGUGUGUUCUAAAAUAUCUGGCGUUAAACGAAAAAGAUUUGCACCAAAUUUGGUUAGGGCAAAUAUGAUGCAAAGAUGCGCAAACUAGGGGUGUGAUCAGGGGCAAAGAUGGAAUAUGCCAGCCACAUUUGCCUGCUAAUGUACAUUUUAAUUGACACGUAGUUUGCACUUCUCUGCAUCUUUUUUCCUCUAAGCAAAUUUGGUACAAAUCUAUUUUUACCAGCUUGGAAAGGGAGGAUAAUCCUUUGUUUGUUUGUUUUGUUUUGUUUUGUUUUGUUGUUUGUUUGUCGUUCCAUUGUGGGAUUUUUUGUUUUAAAGUGAAUCGCAUUCAAAGUUUAUCGGAAUUUUGAGAGAGUUUUGUCGAGGAGACUUCCAUAACUUACAUGUAAUGUCAUUCAUUUUCCUCUCGAGGUUUCUAGACUGGUUGAAUACACGUAGAUUGCGUCUUUUGUGAAAACUGCAUUAACUUCCUCAUUUUUAUUGCAGGACGAAAAUUAAGAAAUUAUUCCCCAAGUUUUACGACAGUUACUGUAAAAUCAUUUACGAGAAGAUGCAUUUAAAUGGCAAGAAAAUGAAGGUAAGAAAAUCAGCAUACCUUAUAAAAUGAAAUGAUCACGCUUCAUUAAAUUAACGCAAAUUUCCAAAAUUCGAGCUAAAUUAAGUCGCUUCAGUUUUUGUAAACGUUGAUUUCCGCGCCCUUAAUUAAGUGUAGCGUUAAUUUCCGCGACUUUAAUUUCCAUUAUGUUGGUCCGAAAUUCUCGAUAAACGUUUGUCGUUUUUGACACCUAAGAAAGAGGAAUAUUUUAACUGUGGAAAGAUCCUCUAGUACAGUGUAUCAUUGAAACUGUGAAGAACCCUCGCAGUGGUCAGAUUUGUUCGCUUGACCCUCUUCGUACGUUUAGGAUAUAGCACAAACAAAGUUUCCAUUUCGGAUGAUAUCUUUUACGUUUAUUCCUGUUGUCUAUUGAGCAAGAAGUUUGUACUUCCUUUGUACGUCCUUCAUUUUGAAAUGUUACCCUCCCUUUUGCGUUAACAUUCUACUUAUAAAAGUCGUUUGCCAUUAAAUUCGCGUAAAUUUAAGUUUUGUUAAUUUCUAAUACCUUUAUUUCUUGGACUCCGAUAAUACGUUAUGCACCAGUCACGACAGUCGGUUGUUCGAACACACUGGGAUUCAGGAGUUUGUUUUUGUUUUUGUUUUUUGUUUUUUUUUUACAAAAAUCAUAUGCAGUUUAAGUUUUAGCCUGAGAAAACAGCCGACAUGUUGCGACGCCACCACUGGUUUCCCCGCGAAUUGACGUCUGAGAAACGAGCGCAUAUGACGUAUCACUACCAACAUAUCGGGGUAGCGCUUCUGACUGGUUGAAGAAAAUUUUCAGCCAAUCAGUGGCUCUACCCAGAUCUGGGUAAUAACGCGUCAUCAGUAUGGAAUUUCUACGCUCGUUCCUCAGACGUCAUUUCGCGGAGAAACAGGUGUUGGCGUCGCCAAAUUUUGUAAGUGCAUUGAUAUUUCUAAAAAAAAAAAAUAAGAAAAAACAUUAAUUUCCCUGGUGAAUGAUAGUUUGAAUCAGAGGUAAGAAACCACGGAGAUUAACAAAAGGGUUGAAUCCAACCUCGUUCCCAGGGUAGGAGAGAACCCUGGGAACGAGGUUGGGUUGAAUCCGGAUAAAGAUGAUUUAAUUUAUGAUGCCGUCAAUUUGUUUUUAUAGGAUCCUUUUGAGAAUAACUCUGGAGUGUUUGAUUAUUUGUCGCUUAAAUUAAGACUAGAAGCUAUCAAGAGAAAAAUCGACCAAGAGAAGGCAGCGGGAAAGGAGGAAGAUAAUUCAUCGAGCGAUGACGAAGAAGAAACGCCAAAACCGCCCAUCUCCGAAACUCCUCCCCCAGAAAUUGAAGAUUGGGGGGAGUUUUUAUAUGAUAGCGACGACUGAUUUGGUAAUUCACAUUUAUGCAAAGCAGGAAAAUGUCUCAGAACAUAAGGAAAUUCUACCUGCAAUGACAGAAGAAAGAACACCAUUGUACAUAUAACCACAGCAUCAACUGGAUUAUUUAUUCUCUAAUUUGUUAGAGGCGUAUUGGGAGAAUAACGUUAAUAAUUACCCACUUUUGAAUCUUACAGUCAUUGUUUACAUGUAAUUUUUUUUUUAGUAUAAUUAUAAUAAGAUGCAUUCGUUUUCUGAGAGUUUUCCGAGAGUUCAUUACUUUUCAGUACAUCAAUUCUUUGUCCGGGGAAAGAUUCAGCCCAUUCAGUUUAUUUGCUGUGACGCGCCGGGAAAAUGAUUAGUAUACUAACAUAGACUACGAGUAGUCCCCAUUUUUCCUCAGGGAUAGUAAAGCGAGCGA